AUGACAAAAGUUGAAAUAAAAAAGUUUAACAACCGCCAACAAAUUACAGAAGAGGAAGCAGAAUAUGGUCUGGAAGAGGCCAGUUUGAAGAGCAUUUUGGUACAUUUAACAGAUUUAAGAAAAGUGUUACUCCAAAAGCAAGAACCCGGGAAAAUAUCUUUAGUCUAUAUGAGAAAUUACAUGAGACUUAUGUUUAUUUUGCCUCGCACUUGGAAAAAUGAAUCUAUGCUUUAUAGAAUCAUUAAUAAAGUUCUCAUGGUAAUGUUGAUCAUAUUUGCUGUGAGCAUAACGUUUGAUCUAUAUGAGGCCUCUCAAGAUGUUUUACAAUUUGGUGAAGAUUUAGUGGUUUUAAUAGGGAUUUAUUUAAUUUUCUUUAAACUAAUCCUAUCUGCCUAUUAUGCUAAGGAUAUAGAGUAUAUAAUAUCUGAAUUUACUAAAAUGCAUAAAUAUUUUAGUCAAUUGAAAAAAUAUUCUAGAACUUCGCGUAAAAUACGCAAAUUACAGCGUUUAUUUUAUAUAGCCGAAGUGAUUUCAUUUUUUCUCUAUGUAAAUUUGGUAAUACUUUUUGCAGCCGCCAUUUGCUUGCCGCCGAUCUUGACGCCCGAUACCACACCCUAUAGAGCUAAAUAUCCUUUUGAAUGGCAUACAUCAGCCGAACAUCCCAUACUAUUUGCCAUGGUUUAUAUAUUUCAAAGUCUUAUGACUUUAUUUGUUCUACUAUCCAUUGUGGUCAUCGAUAAUAUUGGUUGUCAUAUUUUUACCCAGACAACAUUGAAUUUGAAGAUAUUUUGUAUUCUUAUUAGAGAUAUGGCCACACAACCAGCUGAUAAUGCUUUGCAGGAGUUGCGCAAGGCCAUUCAAUUUCAUCAGUAUAUUAUUAAUUUAAUUUCGAAAAUUAAUGAGGUUUAUUACUACAAUUAUGCCGCUCAAAUGGCAGCCAGUACUUUUAUGAUAUGCUUGACUGCCUUUGAGGCCAUGUUAGCCCAGGAUCAACCCAUGUUAGCUAUCAAAUUUCAAAUUUAUAUGUUUUCAGCAUUUUCUCAAUUGUUUUAUUGGUGUGCUACUGGUAAUAUGGUUUAUUAUGAUUCUCUUGAUGUCGCCGAUGCUGCUUACGAAAUUGAUGGUUGGUACGAUCAAUCUAAGGAGUUUAAAUAUUGUUUACGAUUUUUGAUUUUACGAGCUCAAACUCCAUUGGUUUUUCGACCAAGACCAUUGUUCGGCUUUAAUUUCGAGACAUUUUCAAGUAUACUUAGCACUUCAUAUUCGUAUUUUGCUCUUUUGAGGACAAUGAAUGAUUAAACAAGAAAUGGCA
This is a messenger RNA of Lucilia sericata (common green bottle fly), 1312 nucleotides long. It is a transcript of the gene Or47b, whose product is annotated as odorant receptor 47b. The record is from RefSeq and is a predicted model, not a curated record. Gene Ontology annotation, cellular component: plasma membrane. Bases 1 to 1299 code for a protein of 432 amino acids. The transcript has 6 exons. NCBI's taxonomy places the organism in Eukaryota, Metazoa, Arthropoda, Insecta, Diptera, Calliphoridae. Gene Ontology annotation, biological process: detection of chemical stimulus involved in sensory perception of smell; sensory perception of smell. Gene Ontology annotation, molecular function: olfactory receptor activity; odorant binding.